UCUGUUUCUUAUCGAUCUACUUAAAAGAAGUCCUUCAGAAGCAUUUUUAUUUCUCAUCUUGAAGUAAGAGCUGCGAUACGAUAAUGUCUUGACGAGAUCAGUCAUCUGGCUACUACCAAGUCAAACCCGCAGGACCAUACGAGAUGCCAAUCGAUUCACAAGCCAAGAGAACCUGCAUUAAACAAACAAGCGGCUCAAACGCAACUUCAUGACAAAGCAGACCCUCAGUACGAACCUCUAUAUAACGACCACCAGUAUCACACACUUGCGCUUCAAGACCGAACAAAUACAAAAAAUAAAAGCAAUGUAUCAAGUCGGGAAAAUCUCGGAUUUGCUCAGGCUUUUGCCGCACAACCAUCGGCGAUCAGUCGUCAAAGCCUCGAGAAGGAAAAGCAUGGUAAUGAAAUAAAAAAGUGGAAGGCUCGGGAAGUCGAUUUGAAUCGGUCAGGAUACCUGUCAGAUGUGUUAUUAUUACGACAUUAGUCAUCAGUGUCGUAUCUAUGCUGGUUGCGCUUUUGGUCGCUACAGGCACUGUAUCAGGGAGACAGUGUUCGUGUGAAGUCACAGAAGAUAAACUACAUUUUAAAAAUAUUCAAGCAUUCACUGGAGAGGGAGAGAAAGAAUAUGAAGUCAUGGCAACAAGAGGAAUAGAUAUGUAUUCCGUGGACGACCUAUCGUUCAGCCACAUCAACCCCGCGUAUGAGAACUCAGAUGAUGUCCCGCAAAUGCUUCUUGGACACCUUUACGAGGACCCCACAAAAUUGAGCGAGUACUACGCGCGAAUUCAGCGCUAUCCUACAUCGACCCCGCGAGGUCCGCGCAAAAAGACCAGCGAGAUAUACGAACCAACAGGUCCCCUAGGGUUACGCACUGCUAGGAUACUCGGUAACACGGGCAGCGACACCACCACAGAGACUUCCUCGAGUAUAACUCCGCAUACUGAACCCUGUUUAAACCGACUGGUGCUGUUUUUGAUACUUGUGGUAUCAAUAACUGCGCUAGUUCUUGUAGUUUUGCUUAUUUUUGGGAAGAUUGGAGCAAGUUGUGGAUCAUGUUCACAAAAAGAGUUGCAAAAAUCAUCAGGAAGUGCUUCACAAGAAGGAAUGCCGUCAGUUUCACUCGAGCCUUUACAACGCGAUAUGGCGAGGAUGAAUAAUUCGAUUUUUUCGCUACAGCAGCAACUGGCUGCUAAGGAAAGCAACAUUUCGUUACUGACACGAGAGUUGGCUUCUCUUCGAAAAGAACUGCACACCACUCGCCAGUUUAUUAAUAGCACGAAUUCCAAGACUCUGGAAGAACAUCAGAAGACACGGGCAGACUUAGCGAGAUUAUGGGCUCAUUCCCAGGAAUUGUGGAAUCAGGCAAAUGAGACAGUGUCUUCUAUAAGUACAGUAAAGGAAAAAAUAACACAAUUAGACGAAAAGUUAUCUGAAUAUACAAACAGGACAAUGGAAAGAAUUGACCAGAUAAAAGCAGAUAUGACAGCCGGUCACUCUCAGAUAGGGCAAGAUUUGAUUGAUAUCCGGUCUGAGUUAAACCAAACAAUGGAACACAUUCACGUGGUCUCUGUUCAGCUGAACAGAACAGCAAAUAUUCUGGAAACAGCUGAUGAAUCGUUGAGUAGUUUACUGCUAAAAGUAAAUGCCUCACUUUCUCAAAAGCUCGAUUAUGUUUCUAAAAUGGAGGGCCCAAUGGGGCCCCGAGGAUACAAUGGCUCAAUAGGGCCACAGGGGCUCGCAGGAGCCGAGGGACACAACGGCACCCAGGGUAUUCAAGGCCCAAUGGGCGUCAACGGGUCAGCCGGUGUCCCUGGCCCUCCCGGGGCGGGUAACCUGGCCCUCUGCCAGUACAGUAUGGACGAAGGGACCAAGGUCACCUCGGGGGCGUCGGCACACGCUGUGGUGUCUAGAGUGGAGGGGUCGAAUGAAAGAUUUAUGGGCGUUUACUGCAGCACCGACCGAGCGGCCCUGGUUCGGCUCGAGACUACUUUAAACAAUGGACUUCGGGUAUUCGUGUGUCAGUGUUACGGGGACUCGACAUACAGCUCACUCUCUAGUACUACCAAGUGCUUUAUACACUACUGGCACUGCCCGAGGACAUCGUGACGUCACAUCCUGUCAUCAUCAUGGCGUCACAUCCUGUCAUCAUCAUCACGUGACCUCCUGUCAUACUACUCACUACUAUGUAAUACUACCUGAGUGCUUCAUACACCAAUGGCCUAGAAUGGCACUGUAUCACAUGCCGUCAUGAUGACGUCACAUCCUGUCAUUAUUAUGACGUCGCAUCCUGUCAUUAUUAUGAUGUCGCAUCCUGUCAUCAUUAUGACGUCGCAUCCUGUCAUCAUUAUGACGUCCAUCCUGUCAUCAUUAUGACGUCGCAUCUUGUCAUCAUUUUGACGUCGCAUCCUGUCAUCAUUAUGACGUCGCAUCCUGUCAUCAUUAUGACGUCGCAUCCUGUCAUCAUUAUGACGUCGCAUCCUGUCAUCAUUAUGAUGUUAAAUCAUGUCAUCAUUAUGACGUCGCAUCCUUUUAUCAAUAUGACGUCACAUCCAGACAUCAUUAUGACGUCACAUCCUUUCAUCAUUAUGAAGUCGCAUCCUGUCAUCAUUAUGAUGUUAAAUCAUGUCCUCCUCCUAGGUGGCGUCAUAUGUGCAAUUUCUACUCAUUGCAUCCUUGGAUCUAUAAGAGAUGGAGAUUUCUGCAAUAAAGAGCCGGCCGUUUCUCGUUUAUUUCUUUUCUCUCAUAACUAAAAUUUUUUUUAAUUUUUUAAACAUAUUAAAUUGUUUUGUAACGAAACCGGAAAAAGGAGAAAGGCAAACGUUAUGAUAAGAUUCCUAAGGGGACAGGAAAAAAAGCCAAGGAAAAGCAAUAUUUUUGUUCUUAAUUCUCAGAAACGCUUCCAGUAAAUUAUCGAGAAAUAGAACUGACAUAUACUAUUUGUAUAACAAAUGAAUGACGCAUGUAUAACUAGAUGUAUUUAUUUUGUAAACCACUAAAAUUCCGCAUUAAGACCGGGAAGUUUUUAGAUGACGCCGUUAUGAUACAAGGGUAAUUUAAAGUUGAAUUCCCAGAAAUGUAAAUCACUUUCAUAAUUAAAACGUUAUGAUUA
This is a messenger RNA of Nematostella vectensis (starlet sea anemone), 3108 nucleotides long. RefSeq lists its product as uncharacterized. The record is from RefSeq and is a predicted model, not a curated record. Bases 501 to 2105 code for a protein of 534 amino acids. Lineage: Eukaryota; Metazoa; Cnidaria; Anthozoa; Actiniaria; Edwardsiidae. The transcript is spliced from 9 exons.